UUUAGCACUAAUGUUAAGCACAUGCUGCAGAAGAAAUGCAUGGCUCUCUGAAAAUAACCUCAAUAAAUUGUGUACCUUUAGUUAAGAGUAACUUCUUUGAAAACAACAAGAAGGCAAUGUAAAUUCCUGUUAUGAAGUAUUUGCCAAGCAAAACUUACAGCAUCUACUACAGAGAACUCACAGAUAAUGUCACCAGCAUCACUCAGAAAUCCCUUUGUCCUGACGAAAAAGAGGAUGUGCCAAUAGGAGUAGUACUCAUUGUGGAAAAUCCCAGAACAAACAUACUUAACGACUUAGCUGCUGGUGCUGCUCAGACUUAACACCAACGUAAAGUCAAACACAACUGCCUCGGAGACCCGUGGACAGGAGAAAAGAGCACUGUCAUAAGGAGAAAUUUAAGCGAGUCACUUCAUCUUGUCACUACUGCUAGAUACACAUGUGAAGAAAUACAAUCAGCGCUUCCAGGGAGGAUGCUUGGACAUGAGAGACAGAACCCACAAUGGCAGAGAUUUAUGUGAAAGACUUGGUUGAACACCACUUGACUAUUAAAUGCUGAAAGCAGAAGGCCCUAGCUGAUAGCUCACAUUGGAGCAAAAAAUUAUUUUAAACUUCAAAAAUAAUUAUGUCAAAGAAAGGUCGUGCCAAGGGAGAUAAGCCGGACAUGGAUACUGAAGCUCUGCAAGCUGCUAAUGAGGAGCUACGAACUAAACUAACCAACAUUCAGAUAGAAUUUCAGCAAGAAAAAAGCAAGGUGGGUAAAUUGAGAGAGAAAAUCCAAGAGGUUAAGCAAGAAAGGGAGCAGGAGCAGCACAAGCACACAGCCUAUGUUUCUGAACUGAAAGCUAAGCUCCACGAAGAGAAAAUGAAGGAGCUUCAGAGUGUCAGAGAGCUGCUGAUCCGGCAGCAUGAGCAGGAAGUAGCGAGAAUGGUGAAAAUCAAAGACAGUGAAAUUCAGCGUUUGCAGUCAACAGUAAAUGUCCUACGAGAUGGGGCAGCUGACAAGGUGAAGACCGCGCUGCUGAGUGAGGCGAAGGAGGAAGCUCGCAAGGCAUUUGACGGUGAACGAAUGAAGUUGCAACAGGAGAUCUUGGAGCUAAAAUCUGGUAAAAAGCAGCUUGAAGAAGCUUUGAACAACAUCAUGCAGGCAGAUAAAAUGAAGGCUGCUGACCUGCGCAUGGCUUACCAAUCCCAUCAGGAUGAGAUUAAUAGAAUAAAGCGUGAAUGCGAGAGGGAUAUCCGCAGGCUGAUGGAUGAGAUAAAAGGCAAAGAUAGAGUGAUUCUGGCUCUGGAGAAAGACCUUGGCAUCCAGGCAGGACAUACACAGAAACUCCUCCUUCAGAAAGAAGCUCUGGAUGAGCAGCUUGUCCAAGUGAAGGAGGCAGAGCGGUAUCACAGCAGCCCCAAGAGAGAACUUCCUGCUGGAGUGGGGGACAUCACUGAGUUGAUGGGAAGCCCGGAGCAGCAUUUGGAUGAACGAGAUGUGAGGAGAUUUCAGUUGAAAAUCGCUGAACUGAAUGCUGUAAUAAGGAAGCUGGAAGACAGAAAUACUCUCUUAGCAGAUGAAAGAAAUGAACUGCUGAAACGUUCUCGGGAGACAGAAAGUCAGCUAAAGCCUUUGGUUGAAAAAAAUAAGAGGAUGAGCAAAAAAAAUGAUGAUAUGAUGCAGUGCAUCCAGAGAAUGGAAGAAAAAAUAAAAAAUCUAUCAAGGGAAAAUGUAGAAUUGAAAGAGAAGUUAUCUGCACAACCAGUGCUGAAGAGGCACACGUCUUUAAAUGAUCUUAGCAGCACACGGGAUGAACAAGAAAUUGAAUUUCUUAAACUGCAAGUCAAAGAAAAGCAGCAUGUUAUUGAUGAUCUCACAGUGGAAAGAGAACGACUAUUACGAUCUAAAAAGCAGAAGAAGAAAAUUCUGAAGCCUCAAAAGAGGCAUGUUGUGGAGACAUUUUUUGGAUUUGAUGAAGAAUCCUUAGAUUCAGAAACAUCAUCUAUAACUUCAUAUAACACAGAUAAAACAGACAGGACACCAGCAACACCAGAGGAAGAUUUGGAAGAUAGCACACCUAAAGAAGAAGCUGAACUAAGAUUCUGCCAGCUAACAAGAGAGUAUCAAGCUUUGCAAAGAGCAUACGCAUUGCUUCAAGAACAAGUUGGCGGAACCCUGGAUGCAGAGAGAGAAGCAAGGACUCGUGAACAACUGCAAACCGAUCUUCUCCGAUGUCAGGCAAAAAUUGAGGACCUGGAGAAAGCUCUAAUUGAGAAAGGACAGGAUUCAAAAUGGGUAGAAGAGAAGCAAUUGCUAAUCAGAACAAAUCAGGAGUUACUAGAGAAGAUUUACAGGAUGGAGCAAGAAGAGCAUCAGCUGAAGAAUGAGAUGCAAGAUGCAAAAGACCAGAAUGAGCUGUUAGAAUUCAGAGUGCUAGAGCUUGAAGAGAGAGAACGAAGGUCGCCAGCGUUUAAUCUUCACAUAACCACCUUCCCUGAAAACAAUGGAAGUGCACUGCAACUGUUCUGUCAACAUGAAGGAAUAAAGGAUGUGAAUAUAUCAGAACUCAUGAAGAAGCUAGAUAUUCUUGGAGAUAAUGGGAAUUUGAGAAAUGAAGAGCAGGUUGCAAUAAUCCAAGCUGGGACUGUACUUUCUCUCUGUGAAAAGUGGUUAAAACAGAUCGAGGGGACAGAAGCUGCGCUGACACAGAAGAUGUUAGACCUGGAGAAUGAAAAGGACCUGUUCAGUAAACAGAAGGGUUAUUUAGAGGAAGAACUCGACUACAGAAAACAAGCGCUGGACCAGGCAUACAUGAAAAUCCAGGAGCUGGAAGCCACGCUGUAUAAUGCCCUGCAGCAGGACCCGGGAAGGCGGGCGAGCGAGUCGCUGACCGAAGCCCAGAGGGAGGAUUUGCGGGCUGCUGUGGAGAAGGUGCGGCGGCAGAUCCUGAGGCAGAGCCGUGAGUUUGACAGCCAGAUCUUGCACGAACGAAUGGAGCUGCUGCAGCAGGCCCAGCAGAGGAUUCGAGAACUAGAAGAUAAAAUAGAACUUCAAAAAAGGCAACUUAAAGAAAUUGAGGAAAAGCAUUCAUUCUGUGGCCUUGAUGACACAACCAAGCCAAGACAUGUGGUUAUUAAAAGAACAUAUGGAGUGAACAGCUGAGUCCACAUGCAAAAAUAUAGAAAAUAUUUAUUGAGCAGCUUUAAAUCGGUGCAUUUUUUUCAUAAAACUGUUUGCAUAAUACUUGAAGCUGCAAAAUAUUUGAACUUAAAAUUAGACAUUUUUUAAAGCUAUAGCUUCAAGCUGGAAUGAUUUGAUAAUCAAACAGGGACCAGCACAUCAUACACACUGAAAAAAAGUACAAAGAGAAUUUACACUCACACACCAAUCAAACACUGGAAAAAAAAAAAAACAAGUGCAAUUACUGGAUGCUAUGUGAACUGUUCUCUACCAAAUAGUUUUCUUACAGUACUGAGAUCUUUGUCUCCAUACUGCAUGCUUUCAACAAAUGUCGUUUGCAUUUCACACAGAUAACACAAAAUCUCCUUUUUAGUAUCCAUAUAAAAAACAUAAGUGUUUGACAAUAAAUUCUCUGUGGUAAAUAUCUGACAGGUAAAAAAAAAAAGCAAAAAAACAAAAAAAAAAAACCAAAAA
Numida meleagris (helmeted guineafowl) is the source of this 3637-nucleotide messenger RNA. RefSeq names its product janus kinase and microtubule interacting protein 1 (gene JAKMIP1). Bases 623 to 3145 code for a protein of 840 amino acids. The record is from RefSeq and is a predicted model, not a curated record. The transcript is spliced from 25 exons. Gene Ontology annotation, molecular function: kinase binding; microtubule binding; GABA receptor binding. Lineage: Eukaryota; Metazoa; Chordata; Aves; Galliformes; Numididae.